This is a messenger RNA of Ostrinia nubilalis (European corn borer), 2113 nucleotides long. RefSeq lists its product as uncharacterized. The record is from RefSeq and is a predicted model, not a curated record. The transcript is spliced from 2 exons. Gene Ontology annotation, molecular function: nucleic acid binding; zinc ion binding. Lineage: Eukaryota; Metazoa; Arthropoda; Insecta; Lepidoptera; Crambidae. The coding region runs from base 1216 to 2076 and encodes 286 amino acids.
UUCUGAGUGAGCUCUAGGCCUACAACAAGCCUCUCUAUCCCCUCCACAUUACCACUUCCUUGCCAAACAAGAUUGAAGUUUUUAACAGUGUUGCCACUUUUUAACUUUAAAAUAUAUACUAAAAUCGUAACAUUUUUUUAAAUUCACUAAAAUAAUAACAAUAUAUUCUAAAAAUCAUGACAUUCGGCCAUCCGAUAUUGUGCUGUCUCCCGACGCACACUUAUUUAAGAAAAAUGAAAAUAACUAAACAUAGUGGAUCCGAUUAAAUAAUUGAAAUAAAUACUGGUACAUUAAUUCCUUAGUGGUAUAAAAAAUUAUACAUAGUUAAAUCUCAUGAACUUAAUUAUGUAAAUUGUAAUUUAGUACACAUUUUGAUAAUGUUAAAUCAUGACAUUCGCUUAGGUACAUUUAUUAGAUUAGCUACUGAUUAAGUUCAUUAUACAUUUUCUAAAUCAAUAGAGCGUAAAUAAAUAUAUUAUUAUCAAUAUACAUUAAUUCAAUCAAUAGAGUGUCAACAUAAUAUUAUAUCAAUACAUACAAUAUUUCAUAAAUCAAUAAGAUGAAAAUAUAAUAUUGUAGGUACACAUUAAUCAGAGUAAUAAAUUAACUUUAUGAAUGAACAGAGCGUAUUGAGUAGCGUCCUGCGUCCCCACAUCAUUGCCCAAUACAAUCAACAAUAGAAAACAAUAGUUAUACUGUUCCUUGUAUGUGUCGGCGGCUGAGCCCGCCAGUUUUAUUUUAGUCGCAAUUACACCUUUAAAGAAAUCACAUGUUUUACUGUUCCAACCUUCUGACGUACGUUUUGUGGACUUAACUUAUAAAGUGGACAUUACUUAUAAGUGGACAACAACAAUAAUAUACCUGAACAUAACGUAUAUUAAUAUAAUUACGUACAUCGGGUAUUAAUAACGUACAUUGGUGACCAUGAUUUAAACGAUACUUUUGAUUCUUUUACUAAUUCUAGUAGUAGUAAUAACUACGGUAGUAAGAAUACUAGUACUAAUAACGCAGACACUUCUAGCAAAGAUUUAAUUCCAAAAACAACGCGAAGUGGCCGCGUUAUCAAUAAACCGGUGCGUUUUGACUUGUAAGUUUUUUUUCUUUCUAAGUAGGUAGAGCAGCUCAUCGUUACUUACGAGGCCCAGAACCAGAUCACAAAAUCGAGAGAAUAAAAUCAAAGAAGUUAAAGAAUCUUCCAAAAUCACGGAGCACAAAAUGGCGGUGUGCGGCGACAUAAAAUCAUUCGCCGGUGAAAAAUGGGACGUCUUCGCGGAACAACUGGACUGUUUCAUGAUAGUCAAUGACAUUCCAAACGAAAAGAAAGUGCCACUGUUAAUAACAAAAUUAGCACCGGAAGUAUUUGAAAUCCUGCAGUGUCUAUGUAGCCCUGUCAAACCAAACAAACUAUCAUAUGAAGAACUAUGUUCAAAGUUGAAAGAAAAGUAUGGAAAACCACUAUCUACGGCUGUUGAAAGGGCUGAAUUUAGGCGACGUAACCAGUUACCUAAUGAAAAAAUACAGGACUAUGUACUGAAUCUGAAAAGAUUGGCUAUAAAGUGCAACUUCAAAGACACAGAUGAUCAAAUCAAGGAAAAAUUCAUGGAUGGCGUUACAUCAAAGGUUAUUAAAUACGAAUUAAUGAAAAAUGCAGACAACAGGUCACUAGAAAGCUGUAUCGAAUGUGCUAGAAAUAUAGAAGCAGCCCUGAUGCUCAGUGACCCUUCACCUGAAACCUCAGAAGUAUUUUACAAUAAACAAAAGGAUUACCAAAGGACAAAACAACAAACAACAACCAAGGGACAGAAAAGUUACAGACCAAAGAACCAGCAGUGUUAUUGUUGUGGUAAAAAUAACCACUUGAAAGCGGAGUGUUCUCUAAGAAAUAAAUAUUGUUCGGAAUGUGGUCAACAAGGACACAUAUUCAGAAUGUGUGAAAGAAAGCAACGAAAAACCAACAUUUUGGAACUGGAGACUUCAAAGCCUAUAGAAGAAAAUGAGGAGGCAAUUGAUUCUAUUAAAAAUCUAUAUGAAGAAUAUGAGACAUAUACUUUUAAUAGUACGCACAACAAAUCAUAAAGAGCCAGUUCGCAGAAGUAUUUAGCCCUGGUUGGGG